Molecule: messenger RNA, 5032 nt
Organism: Gamsiella multidivaricata
Lineage: Eukaryota; Fungi; Mortierellomycota; Mortierellomycetes; Mortierellales; Mortierellaceae
Exons: 4
Coding region: 91-4968 (1625 amino acids)
Source: RefSeq, a predicted model, not a curated record
CUACCACAACCCUUUCCAUUCUUGUUACACUCCUCCGACUGCACUUCACACAACUGCUGUCCUGCUCUUCGCACUUUUCUCUCAAUCUCAAUGCCUUCCCCAAAGCGUACCUACCCACUGCUUUUGAACCGGUCACCCACGUACCAGGUGCCCUUGGAGGUCCUACGUGAAAUGGCCUAUUUGGUUCACGAGUCCAAGAUAAAAGGGAAAGCCUCCCGGGGUGAUGCCAAUGUGCCGACUGAUUCGAAGCGAUUGUCGCUUGAUCAUUCGUUGGCAAAGGCCAUAAAAGCUUCUAAGCGCGACAAAAAGCAAGGUAUUUAUGUCUUUCCUAUUCUCUAUAAGACAGCCAAGGUCGUGUCUUAUGACGGAUGCAACGCUCGAGAUGGAGCUCCAGAGCAAGCCAAGGCCUCUAAAGUCCGACCCUCCAUCCACGGCCAGCACCUUCGCCGGGACCCAGUUUCGAGUCCUAAAGCCACGGUCAAGGGUGCGAACUCAACCAAAUCCGCUACAGACACCAGGGACUUUGGCAAGGAGCCUACACCCCUGACCCCUGAUUCUAUCGAUACUGCUGCGAAUGGUCAAGGAAUUUCAGAUGCCUCAGAGAUCGCCAACCCGAGCCCUUCCUUUCCAGAGACCAUGAGCCCUCAAUCGUCUCCCGUCUCCCAGGGCUUCACCAAAUACUUUGGUGGCACCCCAGCUGGAUUCCCAGUCGCAGCCGAGCAAAAGCACUUCGCUUCGCCUGAAGACCUUGAUAUCGAAUUAUUUAUUGAGGAUGUCGCUGAACGUCCUGGCAUCCUAUCGUUGGAACAGCCCCGACUCGAUGUAUCUGGCUUUUGCGCUCUUUCUGGAUCCAAUCCAUCAAAGCCUCCGGUACCCGCUCAGACCUCCGAGUCUCCAUCUGCCUCUCAGCCCAUUCAAUUGUCACGUUCUAAUAGUCAGCAUCGUGCUGGCGAGGGCAACCAGAUCCCCACACACGGUGGUCAAGGUAGUUCUGGCGAUGGAAAUGACGAUAGCUCAGGGCUUGGCAACAACCAUCCCACAAGCAGCAGCCACGGUCAUGGCGAUCAGACUACCAAAGAAAAAGAUGGCGAUGAUGACCAAGAGGACAAUAAUGGUGCUCAACGACCGUUGAGCCCUCCGGGCCCGGGUUUUUGUCAGGCCCAGUCGAUUUGUGCGGCCCAUGCAGCUGCUUGCGCCGCUUCUGCUGCUGCGGCGGCGAAUUUUGCGGCGGCCUCAGCCCAAUCGGCAGCUACCGUGGCUUCCUCAGCCCUGACUUUUGAACUUUCGGUCAAGGCGGCCAGAUCGGGCCGAACAAAGGAGGCGCUUAGUCCACCUGCACAGACGCAGACAUCUGCCUCUACGAGUCCGGGAUUUUCGCCUAAUUCUCUUCAAGUCCGAUCAUCUCCUGCGACGAGCUCCAGAUAUCCACCCAUCCCUCCUGCUCACGACUCCGGAGAACAGACAAUCACGAAAGUCUCCAGUCCUAUAGCCUACGUUGAUUUGUUGGAGCUAGCCCACCACAGCGGUCUUUUGGACGAUCAUCUUUUCAAUGAGCUUUAUGAAAGGGCAGUUAAUGACCUUACGGUUCACCAUCCUGAUAACGCUGAGCGAGGGCGACGAUUGCGCGAGAUCGCUAGUCGUCGUUUCCCCGAUGUUGGCAGCACUGCCAAGGACUUGACUGCUUUGGACCAGCAACAUGUACCCCAUGCGUCUCAUCGAGGCAACUCUUCUUCAACCGCUUCGAACCAGUCAACUACACUCCACAAUGCCGACGCCAAUUCAUCGUCUGGCUCCAUGAUUCUCCACCAACCCACUCCACCGCCACUUUCAUAUGCCACGCCAGCUCCAACGUCCCUUCCAUACCGUCCAAAAUUAGAUAGUCGUGAUCGUGAUGCCAGCAGAAGCAGUAGCAGCAAACAUAGUCGUGGAGACCUACAGGACAGACAAUUCAGACCAUAUCCGGAUGCCAGUACCAAGCACUUUCGUUCAGGAGCCCAACCUGUUCCGCUUAUUCUGUCUCCACCGAGCGCAUUCUCUGCAAAGGCGAUGCGGGCCGCAUCUCAGGCUCACAAUGCGUCCUCGCGUAAUGUCUCGCCGAUGGCACAUUCUGCUCGGCCUCAAAGCGCGAGUUCGGGUGGCAUCGCCAGAGUUCAGCCCUCAUCAGGUCGAACCACUGAAUACCAAGGAAGAUCGGAUCCAAAGACCCCAUAUACUGUUGAAGAGCCCGAAACACAUUCCCCUCCCCCUCGAGUGCCACGGGCGACUCAGCCUAGUAGACGACAAGACGAGCCUGGAGGAAGCAAUGAAGGGGAUUCGGCUUCGACUGCCAUGGUACCGUUCGAGCAAUCCAGACCUACAAAUCAACUUCUUAAACCGGCACUUAAGACGCGACUGAGAAACGAUCGCAGCGGUGGCCACGAUGUCGACGGGGUCAGUAAUAAUAGUAGCAGUAGCAGCAGUGAUAAUGGUGACGAUCAAUGGAAGAGACGAGGUCACCGCAAGCGCCGAAACCGCCUUCUCUCGUUCAAAAAUGCAGGGGAUUUCCAGUAUUUCAACUCUCGCGAGUCACCUAGUCGGGCUACAAAAACCUUUACCACACCCAUUCGUCAGCCUAUCCGGUCUGCGCUGAAGGAGCCCACCACAACCAGUGCAAGUACCGCCGGCGGCGCUACCGACAACACUCCUCGACGCACCAGUACCGAAAACAACGAUACUAAGGAUGGCGCCGUGGAUAAAAAAAGUCGACAAAAGCAGAGACUCCGCUGUUCCUUCAACGCCAUGGAGGAAAUCCAGUGCUACAGGCCCAUCGACAUCCCUCACCAGGCCUCAACCUCUGUAACCACUCCAAUUGUUCGCCAUGAGACGUACCUGAGCCGCGAAAGCGGCCGCCGUAAGCUUUGGAUGGUCUCUGAGAUGAGACGCUCGCGACAUGAAUUUCAGCGUCGAAUGCGUGCCACACAGCGCCUAGCGGAUAUCAAAGGAAUGGAGAAAGAAAGAGCCUUGAUCGAAUGGCGCCGGGCGGAGGAGGCACAACAGGAAAAAUUGGAGGAGGAACGAGCGAAGGCGGCUGCCAUUGAUGCCGGGGGCAAUAAGUCUCUUGGUUCCCAAGGCCCGAGUCGGGCUCAAGGACGACGCCUGUGGGCCUCUUCUGGUGCUAGGUCGGACCCCGGUAGCUCGAGGGGUGAGAGCGCCUCUGAGUGUGACGAUGAUAGCCCUGGAGGCGACGAUCGAGACGACCGCGACGGAGAUGGAGGCGAAGGUGACCAUGGAAGCGACGGGAGUAAUGACGACAGUGGGGAUGAAGAUCAUGACAAGGACGAUGGAUUAUUGGAAGUAGGCGAGGAAGGAGCGGAAGAAGUGGACAGGGACAAAAAAGAAAAAAAUCAUAGCGAAGAAGGAGAGGAAGAUGAAGAGGAGGAAGAACAGGAGGAGGAAGAACAGGAGGAGGAGGAACAGGAGGAGGAAGAACAGGAGGAGGAAGAACAGGAGGUGGAAGAAAAAGAAGAAGAAGAAGAAGAAGAAGAAGAAGAAGAAGAAGAAGAAGAAGAAGAAGAAGAAGAAGAAGAAGAGGAGGAGGAGGAGGAGGAGGAGGAUGACGAGGGAGAUGACGAUGGGGAGGAGGAGGAGGAGAAGAAGGAUGACGGUUUCGGCAAUAUCUUUGACGACGAGGAUGAAGGUCGUCCGGGUGAUUUUGACGGUGGUCAUAAAGACAAUGCUAGCGAGGAUGAAGAAGCCUGCAUGGACUCUACCGACGACGAUGACCACACCCAUGACGGCCAGAAUCUGCAUGACUCCGGCGUACCCGAAGGUCAAGGACAAUCCUCUGAUAUGGAUGCCGAUAACGAGACGGAGGAUUGCGCCUCACAAAACCCUGGCUCGCGCAGCCUCCUUCGCGCUAGCAGCAAGUUCGACGACUCUGGGGACGAUAAAAGCCGGCCGCACGACAUUAUCGAAAUUGACCUUGACAGCGAUAUCGAGACCGAAGACAAAGUCCGGCCACGCAACGGUCCCACUGGUUUAGAUGCUUGUCCAGACACCCCAUCAAGCCCAAGUCUAGAGCCCUCCGAAGACAAGGCUAGCAGCAGCAGCAGCAAUUCUUCGUUCCAUGGAUGGCUAAAGCGAUAUCAGUCUUUAGGCAAGGGGAAAGACUACUCACAGCCACAAUAUGUCCCUUCCGACUUGUCAUCCGAUCUUUCGGUAUGUGGGAAUGAAGAUGAGAACCGAAAAACCAUGGAACUGAUUCGCUGUGCCGAGCACCAAGAGUUGUUGCGGCAUCAUUAUUCAGGCUAUUCCUCCAGUUCGGCGGAGGACACUGCUCCGAUGGAUCAGCAACUUUUGCAACAAAGAAAAGAGGAGCGGCGAUUAAUGGAGCAGAAGGAAGAGAGAGAGAGUCAACAACGCAAACGCACCGCUUCUGCGAGAGAAAACGAGGAGAGGGAGGAGAAGAAGCAAGUUCAAUUCACACUUGCGAGGGCUAUGGGUCUUAUCUCUCAUCUCGGCGAUAACGGUUACAGUCAACGCCCUUCGCUUCCUGAGUACGAUGAUGAUGGCCCGGUGGCCGACAACAUAUCAUCGGAUUCUUCCUCAUCCGAAAAGUCGGACGUGCCUUUUACGAGUAAGAAGAAACAGCAUCGUUCCUCUGCCAAUGAAGAUGGCAGCGAAGUGACCGAAGCAUCACCGCCUCCGGCCUUGCUCCCACAAGCAGUACCAGUGUCCAAGAAGGACUUAUCGUCAGAGUCUUCUUUGAAUUUGACGCCUGUAGUCUUGAUCUCUCCGGAUCCACCGGGAUCGAUAUCACCAAAAUCUCCUUUACCAAUGGCAGCCAUCACUCCAGUUGUGCCAUUCAGAAGGAGUCCUCGAAUUAUGGCGAAACGUGAUGCAAGUGCUGGCGCUCAGCAAGGCAGAACCAAAGCUGAAAUGAGGGGCAGGAAUGAUGCCAGGUCGGUGCCGAAGAAGCGUCGAAAAUAGAAGGUGGAUGGCGGUUGUUAGAUAAAGGUGGAGCUUUUAUUUGAUGCAGCAGACAUGUCGGUAG